Colletotrichum orchidophilum is the source of this 2151-nucleotide messenger RNA. RefSeq lists its product as uncharacterized. Lineage: Eukaryota; Fungi; Ascomycota; Sordariomycetes; Glomerellales; Glomerellaceae. The coding region runs from base 1 to 2151 and encodes 716 amino acids. Gene Ontology annotation, cellular component: MLL3/4 complex. The record is from RefSeq and is a predicted model, not a curated record. The transcript has 2 exons.
AUGUCGAGUCUGGGGCAGUCGGGUCCGAAUAGCCAUCCAGGCCUCGCCUUUCCCCAGCCGGGUAGCCUCCGACGAAGUCACGGCGGCCCAGGCUUCCCGCCACUGCAACACGCGAAUCCUGCCCAAAAGCCAUCGCCAGGCCCUCACAACGCGUCGCCUUAUCAACAACAAGCAUACACGCCUCAGCAGCCGCCCCAGGCUCAAUAUCCCCAUCAUCUCUUUCAGACACCGACGCCCGUCAAUGGCAAUGUCAACGGAUCCUCGCGUCCCCCGAGCCACGUUCCCAAUGCCGCAGCCCUCGGUCGUCAGAGGGGGCCUCCCCAGAGGCAGCAGAUGCCUCAGAACGGCCCUAACCUGUUUCUUCCUCUAGGCAAUCAGCAUAGCCUCGGUCAGCAACAAGGACUCGGUCAACAACAGAGCCUGGGUCAACAACAGGGCCUGGGAGGCCAGCAAAGUCUCAGUCAUCAACAGGCUCUCGGCCAGCAGCAAGGCCUGGGACAACAUCAAGGCCUUGGUCAACAGUCUGCCCUCGGCCAGCAGCAGGGCUUGAGUCACCAGCAGAGUCUGGGUCAACAGCAGGGCCUCGGCCAGCAGCAGGGUCUGGGUCAGCAGCAUCAACAUCAGCAGCAUCAGCAGCAUCAGCAGCACCAGGCACACCAGCAACAUCAGGCACACCAGCAGCAACAACAUCACCAGCAGCAGCAGCAACACCAACAACACCAACAGAGCCUGAGUCAACAGCAAACCCUGGCACAGCAGCAACAACAACACCAGCAGUCUCUCAGUCAGCAACAAAAGCUGAGCCAGCAGCACAGUCUCCAUCAGCAGCAACAACAGCAGCAGCAGCAACAACAACAACAACAACAACAACAACAACAACAACAACAACAACAACAACAGCAGCAGCAGCAGCAGCAGCAGGCGCAACAGCAGCAGCAGGCGCAACAACAGCAGCAGGCGCAACAACAGCAACAGCAACAGCAGCAGCAGCAGAUCAAGACUGAGCCAAUCGUGCCGCAGCAUACCCCUCAAGCUCAGACUCUGUCACAGCCCACACCUCCGACAGUUCAACAGCAGCUGCCGCAGGUUGCUCAAGUUGCUCAAGUCCAGCAGGUGCCCCAACAAGUCCAGCAAGUCCAGCAAGCCCAACAAGUGCCUCAGGCUUCUCCAGUCCAGCAACAGGUCCAGCAGACGGCUCAGAAUCGACCCGAGACGCCUGCGCAGGCCAGCGAUCACCAUGCGGAGAGUAUGGAGGUCGAUGCGUCCCUGGCCGAGGCUGACGAUUCCCUCGAACCCAAGAUGAUCGAUGGGGCGCCAUUCGUUCCACGGACGCCAAUGGGAGAAAUGAUGUCUGCUCCUCCCGAGGGAGGCAGCUUCCCAACCUUGGAGGCGGUGCACAAGAGCGUUCUUGCUUACUGCACAUCAGUGGGUUACGCAAUCGUCAUCGGCCGCUCCAAGAAGACAGUUCCUGGCCUCAAAAAGGUUCUGUUCGUGUGUGACCGGGCGGGCAAACCCCCGAGUCGCGUCAGCCCCGAGUUCCGCAAGCGCAAGACGUCAUCGCGCAAAUGCGACUGUCAAUUUGGUUUCUUUGCCAUCGAGCAGCGGACCCAGUGGACGAUUCGAUACCGCCCGGAUCCUCAGCAUCUGCAGCACAACCACGGACCUAGCGAAAGCCCGCUCCUCCACCCGGCAGCUCGCAAGUUAGACAGCAAGAUGGUGGCCGCCGUCAAGGCUCUCAAGGAGAACGGGGUUAGUGUAAACGAGACACUGGAGAUACUGCAAGGCGAAAACCCUCAUGUCCCCCUCCUUCCUCGCGACAUCUACAACGCUAGAGCUGCAAUCAACCGGAACCCGCAAAAGGUGGCCACGGGGUUGGCAGAGAACAGACCGGCCAUUUACAGUAAACCACACCCUACGGCGGAGGAGCGGAUUCGGGCAGAUCUUAGAAAGGAACUCGCCAAGGCUCGCGAGGAAUUUGACAAGUUCAAGGAAGACAAACAGAAAGAGGUGGACGAGUUGAAGAAGAAAUUGGUGGAAAAGGACCAGAUCAUUGAAAGGUUUGAGAUGUUCAUCGACAUUUGCAAUCAGCGGGUCAUGGUUCAACGGGAGAGGCUCGGCGGUCCAGAAGGGUCUGGCAACAAUGGCACGUAG